AUGACUGCCAGAUUAGAUUUGUCGAUUCCUUCCCUCAAGCAGCCACAGACAGAACAAGAUUACUUGGACGAGGUAGAGAAAGCAAUCAAAGCUGAUUACAAGUCCAUGCUAGGAACUACGGGAAGUCCAGUGCGCAUCAAUCCCUGGAGUUUUAUCGGAACAUUGGGGACCAAAAAGCAAGCAUUGGCUGUUGCCCGGGAAAUUGAUGUUCAGCGAGGAGUUCAACCUGAUUCAACGACAGGAAGUGAGGUCAAGGAAGCAGAUAAUGCCACAGACUCGUCUCAUUCCACAGCCCGUAGACUACCAUCGGGUGCUAGACCUCCCUCAAACGGUCAAAACUUAGAGGCAGCUACGUCGGAAAAGCAUGAUUUUGCAGCAGGUCAAAACUCGAAUGAUGAAUCAAUACGAAACGUUGCAGGCCAAUCCACUCCGUUAGCUCAAACUCGAAUGGCAGGUGGCUCAAAAAACGGAAAAGAUACGCAAAGAGAUUUGGAUUUGCAAAAGGAAGAGCUAAUGAAGGAGGACGCAAGGAGGGAGACCCUUGAGGAUAUACUGGAACUUCGCGAUGAAAUUGAAAAGUUGAAAGCGAUUAAUGAAACUCAGAGACAGGAUCAAGAAAAAAUGAAUGAUGAAGUCGUUCAAAUUAAGAAAGCUUUGCGUGAUAAAACUAAGGAAAUAACUUCUUUGGAGGAAAUAGUUAAUACGAAAGAAAGCAGUAUUGUUGCACGGGAGGAGCAAUUGAAUGAGCUCAGGAGGUUAGCAGAACUAAAAGAGCAGGAAAGAAUACGAGAAAUUGAUAGUUAUAAGACAAGAAUUAAAGCGAUACAAUCUUUGAUGGCAAGCAAUGGUAAAACUGUUGCGAUAGGGAAAGACGGGGAACAUGCCUCGAAAUAUCAUGCAAGUAUUGACACUAUGCUCGAAAAACUUAAAUGCCAAGCUAUUGAGAAGUCGUUGGAAAUUAAUGAGUUGCUAAAAAGAGAAGCUCAAAAUUCAAAAAAGAAAGUUGAAGAACUUAAUGCACAGUUUAAAUUGGAGAAAAAUCAGGUGCAAGAACAACACAAAGAACAGUUGAAUAAACUUGAACAACUUCUGAAUGCAAAUAGCGAGUCCAUCAAAAGUAUGGUAUGUGAAAUCAACGAAAAAAGCAAAAUCGUAAUAUCAAAUGUAGAGGAGAUCAAUCAAAUGAAAAGGAGCGCAAGUGACCUUGAAGCCGAAAAUCUGAACCUGAAGAAAGAAUUCGCAGACAGUAAAGAUACUAUUAACAAGCUGCAGAAUGAAUUGAGAGAAAAGGGUGCUAAUUUUGGCAAGGUAAAGAACGAGAUCUGCAGUGAGAAAAAGGACCUGGAAAACAAGCUAGUCAAAUGUGAAAAUCUAAUAGAAGUGCUCAAGAAAAGGAUCACGGAGAAGGAAACUGAUUUAGAGAAGCAGAUAGCCGAAAAUUUACAAGGCACAAGAGAGAAAACAAAGUUGAAUGCUAGAUUGACAGAAAGUAAUACUUUCGCAAAUCAACUGAAGAAAGACAUUGCUAGUGCAGCUACCACAACGGAAGAAGCUGUCCGGAACUAUGAGAAAAUUUUAAAACAAUAUAGUGAAGAAACUAAAAAACAUGAGGUUACUUCAGAAUGCCUGAGGAACGUAACAUCACUCUCUGCUGAUUUCCAAAGGUUCGUAAGAAGUUUGAAACUCUUUAAUAUCGAAUUAGGAUUAAUAAUAGAGACAUCUUUCAACAGAAAAGAGCAUGGAGAUAGCUUUGAAUCAUUCUUUUGUAUGGAACAUGAGAAUAUCGUUGGAUUUUACUAUGAGAAACAGCAAAACAAACAUAACGAAUUACAGGAUAAUUUGCAAAGGAUUACAGAAGAAAAUAGGUCUUUACUGAAUGACAUCGAUACAAAAUGGAAAUCGGCAGUGGAAGAACAAAAAAGACGUACACAACUGUUAAUUAAAGAUUUGGCAAAUGCUAAAAGUAACAAGGAACACUUGGAGUAUAGGGUUAGCGAGCUUGAAAAAACGCUUACUGAUAAUCAAAGGAAUAAAGAAUUAAUGAUGAACGAAAAGGAAAAAAUUCUAACAGUCAAUGCCUCUCUGCUGGAUGAAGUUGAAGGCAUUAGAAAGUCAGCUAUGGAGGAAAGCGAACAAAAGCUGAAUGACUUGCUGAACAGAGUCGAAGAGUUUGCCAAAAAUAUUUCAGAGAUACAAGAACAAAUCAUUAAUGAAAACGAACAACAGAAAGUGCUAAAGGACACAGUAAGUGUGAAGGAUGCCAAAAUUCAGGAACUAGAAGAUAAAUACUAUAGAGUCGAUGAGGCACUUCGAGAAAAGUCCAUUGAAUUUCAAAAACUUCAAGGCGACAUUUCUAAAAGAAUCAAUUUUGAAAUAGCUCACAAGUCUCGUCCAGAUAUUGAAAAGACAAACUACGCCGCUUUAAUGAUAGACAAGGUUGAUUAUAUAGAUAUGGUGGAAUUACAGAAUAUAGUAAAAAAUUUAAUUCUUCUACUGGAAAUUCCGUUUAAUAAGUUGACUAAGAAAAGUCCGCUGGUAGCAAUAUACUUGAAAUAUGAGAGACCAAUCUUCUCACAUUUCGCAAAUCGAUUACAUUACGAGAUUUUCAAUGAGCCAAUAGAUAUGAAGGGCUUUACAAGUGAUGCAUACGAUCAGUACACAGAAAAUCAUAGUAUGACAACAAUCCAACAUCCAUUAGAGAGCUGUUUGGACAAUCUAUAUCAAAAGAUAGUAUCUAGAAUGUAG
Messenger RNA from Zygotorulaspora mrakii, 2745 nucleotides. RefSeq names its product Cnm67p (gene CNM67). NCBI's taxonomy places the organism in Eukaryota, Fungi, Ascomycota, Saccharomycetes, Saccharomycetales, Saccharomycetaceae. The transcript has a single exon. The coding region runs from base 1 to 2745 and encodes 914 amino acids. The record is from RefSeq and is a predicted model, not a curated record.